Frankliniella occidentalis (western flower thrips) is the source of this 532-nucleotide messenger RNA. RefSeq lists its product as uncharacterized. Lineage: Eukaryota; Metazoa; Arthropoda; Insecta; Thysanoptera; Thripidae. The record is from RefSeq and is a predicted model, not a curated record.
GGCAGCCGGCAGGCAGGCAGUCAGUCAGUUACCGGCAGCCGAGCUGCGCGCGUGUGUGCGUUUCGUACCCGAGACCUGCGCGGCAGCGCAGCACGCGAACGAACUACGAUAUUUUCAUAACAUAUUUUUCCGACCCGAGCCGAGUGCGGUCCGCUCCGGCCCGCGAGUGCAGUGGUGUGCAAGUGGAGUGCAGUGCAGUGUGCUUGGUGCCCUCGGUGUCCUUGAUGUGGCUCCGGGAUCAGGAUACGAUCCUCCGUCAUGAGCGACCUGGCGACGGCGACGUCCCUCUGCCCCUGUGAGCAGCACCGCGAUGACGCCCCCCGCGCUCCUCGUCGCCGCCCUGGCCGCCCUGGUGGCGGCCGCCCUCGCCCUUCACGACGAGGUGCCAGGCCUGAGCCCGCCCCUGUGCGAGCGCCCCGACUGCACGUGCACCGAGGACGCCGAUGACGGGCCCCGGGAGACCCGCGGCCUGCGGGUGACCUGCGACUUCGGGCAGAGCGCCAGCGCCACCGCCAGCACUUCCUCGAACCAG